UCCGCGUGUGGGAAGAUGUUGGGGGCUGCGGCACGGGGACGUGGAGCGUCGGGUUCGGAGGGAGGACGGAACCGACUCGGGGCUCGUUGCUAUUCCAUGGCGCGACUGUUGGCUUGGGGGCUCGCGGAGGGGGUUGGGUGACGGUUUUGGAACGGUGGUCGAGGGCCAGGUACUGCGUAUGGAGGGAGUACAGGUUGUCCAUUAAUACGUUACUUUUCUCGCCGUGGUCCAGUCUAACCUAGUCGAACAGAGCUGGGUUGGCGGCGGAAUGUAAUGGAAAAGGACAACGUUGAGUGGGUAGCCGGUCCUGCAGGUGGUGGGUCUGGUGUGUAGCAACGGUUUAUCAUAGGUCUUUCAGGGUGUUGAGGGGCCACAUCAAGCACCUUAUAGGGUUGCCAUGGUGAUAGAGCCUGACUGGCGACGGAGAUGGCCAGAGUGGGGCAAAGGGAUUACUUUUAGUCUAUGGGUUUGUGUGUCCAGCCUAGGUCAUUGAGUUUUCUUUCAAUGACUGAGUCAGUUUUGUGUUGAGGGUUUGUUUGCAUGCGUUCUCUUUGGAGGGGAUGUUUUGGAUAGCUCUGAGAGUUACAUUCGGGGCAGGAGGGUGGAGCUAAGGAUUUUAGUCCAGCUCUGCAGAUGUAAACAAUGAGAUCUCCCAUGUAGUGUUUGUAGUCCUGGGCCCUGGGAUACCCCUGGUCGUGACUAGUAGAGAGAAUGUAAGUUUGAACCACUUUGGCUGUCGAUUCCCAGAGUCUGGUGGUAGAGUGGGAGCCGUUAAUGUAAUUUUUUUGGCGGGGUGGUGGGUGGUCCAUCACUAUCCAGCUGAAAUGUGCUGACCUUGACUGGGGACUGGGCCGGGUCUAUUUUUGAGUCUUUUGGAGGAGGGAGAGGAAUUCGAGUAAUUUCUGGGGUCUGGCAGUUGGAUUAUUCCAGGCCCUGAAGUCUGACAAAUGCCCCCCUUGUCUCAAAAUAUGUUGGUAAGGUUUUCCGUUAGGUUUCUGAUUCAUUCUCUACUAAAAAUUAAACAGAGCUUGUGGGGUGGAUGAUGGUGUGUUCUCUUGUGCCCAGAUGGAUUCUUAGGUGUCUCAUCAGCAUUUUGUGAAAUUUGCUUCCUAUUUUGUUCCGCUUUUCACUCGUUUCCCUCAGGCUCAACCACCAUGGCAACCACCAAGCCCCUAGUGAGGAGGAAGCUUGGGCCUUGUGCUUCUUUGCUCCACCCAUUUUGCUUAAGUCCCAUCCUGUAAAGCUCCUGGCUCCCUGGGGAGGGGAAUGCAGGGUUACUGGGGCUGGGCCCAGAGGCAGCAGCGCCAGGGAAAAGGAUUCGGAAGCCCUCUCUGUUGUAUGAGGGAUUUGAGAGCCCUACAAUGGCUUCAGUGCCAGCUUUACAACUGACCCCUGCCAACCCACCACCCCCGGAGGUGUCCAAUCCCAAAAAGCCAGGACGGGUUACCAACCAGCUUCAAUACCUGCACAAGGUGGUGAUGAAGGCUCUGUGGAAACAUCAGUUUGCAUGGCCCUUUAGGCAGCCUGUGGAUGCCGUCAAACUGGGUCUGCCGGAUUAUCACAAAAUCAUAAAACAGCCUAUGGACAUGGGUACCAUUAAGAGGAGACUUGAAAACAACUAUUACUGGGCUGCUUCAGAAUGUAUGCAGGAUUUUAACACCAUGUUCACCAAUUGUUACAUCUACAACAAGCCCACUGAUGAUAUUGUCCUGAUGGCACAAACAUUGGAAAAGAUCUUCCUACAGAAAGUGGCAUCGAUGCCACAAGAGGAACAAGAGCUUGUGGUGACCAUCCCUAAGAACAGCCACAAGAAGGGGGCCAAAUUAGCAGCACUCCAGGGCAGCAUCACCAGUGCCCACCAGGUGCCGGCUGUUUCUUCUGUGUCUCACACAGCUCUAUAUACUCCACCACCUGAGAUACCUACCACUGUCCUCAACAUUCCCCACCCAUCAGUCAUCUCUUCUCCCCUUCUCAAGUCCUUACACUCUGCUGGACCCCAGCUCCUUGCCGUCUCUGCAGCUCCCCCAGCCCAGCCCCUUGCCAAGAAAAAAGGCGUAAAGCGGAAAGCAGAUACUACCACACCUACUCCUACAGCCAUCCUGGCUCCUGGUUCCCCAGCUAGCCCCCCUGGGAGUCUUGAGCCUAAGGCAGCACGUCUUCCCCCUAUGCGUAGAGAGAGUGGCCGCCCCAUCAAGCCCCCACGCAAAGACUUGCCUGACUCUCAGCAACAACACCAGAGCUCCAAGAAAGGAAAGCUGUCGGAACAGUUAAAACAUUGCAAUGGCAUUUUGAAAGAGUUGCUCUCUAAGAAGCAUGCUGCCUAUGCCUGGCCUUUCUAUAAACCAGUGGACGCUUCUGCUCUUGGCCUGCAUGACUACCAUGACAUCAUUAAGCACCCCAUGGACCUCAGCACUGUCAAGCGGAAGAUGGAGAAUCGUGAUUACCGGGAUGCACAGGAGUUUGCUGCUGAUGUGCGGCUUAUGUUCUCCAACUGCUAUAAGUACAAUCCACCAGACCACGAUGUUGUGGCCAUGGCACGAAAGCUACAGGAUGUAUUUGAGUUCCGUUACGCCAAGAUGCCAGAUGAACCACUGGAACCAGGGCCUUUACCAGUCUCUACUGCCUUGCCACCUGGGUUAGCCAAAUCCUCUUCAGAGUCCUCCAGUGAGGAAAGUAGCAGUGAGAGCUCUUCUGAAGAAGACGAGGAAGAAGACGAAGAAGAGGAGGAGGAAGAAGAGGAGAGUGAAAGCUCGGACUCCGAGGAAGAAAGGGCUCAUAGACUGGCUGAACUACAGGAGCAGCUUAGGGCAGUACAUGAACAACUGGCUGCCCUGUCCCAAGGCCCAAUAUCCAAGCCAAAGCGGAAGAGAGAAAAAAAAGAGAAAAAGAAGAAACGGAAGGCAGAGAAGCAUCGAGGCCGAGCUGGGGUUGAUGAAGAUGACAAGGGAUCUCGGGCACCCCGCCCGUCUCAGCCCAAGAAGUCCAAGAAAGCGAGUGGCAGUGGGGGUGGCAGUGCUGCUACACUAGGCCCCCCUGGCUUUGGACCUUCUGGAGGAAGUGGUACCAAACUGCCCAAAAAGGCCACAAAGACAGCCCCACCUGCCCUGCCUACAGGCUAUGAUUCAGAAGAGGAGGAAGAAAGCAGACCCAUGAGUUACGAUGAAAAGCGACAGUUGAGUUUGGACAUCAACAAACUACCUGGGGAGAAAUUGGGUCGAGUUGUGCACAUAAUUCAGGCCAGAGAGCCCUCUUUGCGUGACUCAAACCCAGAAGAGAUUGAGAUCGAUUUUGAAACCCUCAAGCCAUCCACCCUUAGAGAGCUUGAGCGAUAUGUCCUUUCCUGCUUACGAAAGAAACCUCGAAAGCCCUAUACCAUUAAGAAACCUGUGGGAAAGACCAAGGAAGAGCUGGCUUUGGAAAAGAAGCGAGAACUAGAAAAGCGAUUACAAGAUGUUAGUGGGCAGCUCAAUUCCACCAAAAAGCCCCCCAAGAAAGCAAGUGAGAAAACUGAGUCCUCGUCGGCGCAGCAAGUAGCAGUGUCACGCCUCAGUGCUUCCAGCUCCAGCUCAGAUUCCAGCUCCUCCUCAUCAUCAUCCUCUUCUUCAGACACCAGUGAUUCAGACUCAGGCUAAGGGGCCAGGCCAGAUGGGGCAGGAGGCUCCGCAGGACCGGACCCUUAUACCACCCUGCCCCGCCCCUCCCUCCCCCUUUGCUGUGAUACUUCCUCAUCUCCUCCCCCCUCCCUCCCACUGUAGGAGAGCUGGCUCUGCAAGGGGGAGGGGUGCAGGGACAUUUACUGAAGGAGGGACCUAAAUGGACAAAGUAAGAUGGAGUUCCCAGCCCCAUUGAGAGUGACCUCUUGGGCAUAGAGCCCCCAUUCGAAAUGACUGGGGUGGGGCACGGGUACAGGGUGAGAGUGGGCAAAGGCCCUGAUCCAGGGUUAACCUGAGGCCAUAGCUGCCCUGUUCACUUGUAAAAGCCCUGUUUUGAGGUUGUUUGUUCUAAUUUAUUUUAAGCUAGGUAAGUCUGAGGGGUGUGGGGCCAUGGUCCCCUCGGCCUCCAUGGGGAGGGAAGAAGGGGGAGCUCUUUUUUUACGUUGACUUUUUUUUCUACUCUGUUUUCCCUUUUCCUUCUGCUCCAUUUGGGGCCCCUGGGGGUUUCAGUCAUCUCCCCAUUUGGUCCCCUGGGUUGUCUUUCUUUGUCUGUUGAUUCUAACUUGUAAAUAAAGAAAAUAUUAUUCAAA
Nyctereutes procyonoides (raccoon dog) is the source of this 4243-nucleotide messenger RNA. RefSeq names its product bromodomain containing 2 (gene BRD2). Bases 1362 to 3632 code for a protein of 756 amino acids. The record is from RefSeq and is a predicted model, not a curated record. Gene Ontology annotation, biological process: regulation of DNA-templated transcription; chromatin remodeling. The transcript has 12 exons. Lineage: Eukaryota; Metazoa; Chordata; Mammalia; Carnivora; Canidae. Gene Ontology annotation, cellular component: nucleus; chromatin.